Laccaria bicolor S238N-H82 is the source of this 462-nucleotide messenger RNA. RefSeq lists its product as uncharacterized. The coding region runs from base 1 to 462 and encodes 153 amino acids. Gene Ontology annotation, cellular component: cytoplasm; nucleus. Gene Ontology annotation, molecular function: diaminohydroxyphosphoribosylaminopyrimidine deaminase activity. The transcript has 4 exons. Lineage: Eukaryota; Fungi; Basidiomycota; Agaricomycetes; Agaricales; Hydnangiaceae. The record is from RefSeq and is a predicted model, not a curated record.
AUGGACGCUCAGGGAAUGAUCUUGGCAAUUUCCGAAGCGCAAAUGGGGCACAAGCAAGGAGGGAUCCCAAUUGGCUCAGUCCUUCUCCUUCCAAACGAGUCGGAUGCGGAAGGUACCUUCACACUCCUAGGAUCAGGCCAUAACGAGCGGAUACAAAAAUCGUCUCCAACUUUGAUAUCAGCUUUGGAGAAUGCUGGGAGGCUCUCUCCAGAAGUAUACAGGAAAUCCACGAUCUAUACAACUUUAAGCCCCUGCAGUAUGUGUUCUGGAGCGAUCUUGCUGUACAAGAUCCCCCGCGUGGUCAUCGGAGAAAACGAGACGUUUCUAGGAGAGGAAGAGCUUCUGCGCAGUCGCGGCGUCGAAGUAGUUGUUCUGGAUAACGAAGAAUGCAAAGAUAUUAUGCGUCGAUUCAUCCAGGAAAUGCCGCAGGCAUGGAAUGAAGACAUUGGAGAGCUUCGUUGA